UCAGCCAAGCCAUGUCGGUUCUAUGUGGAGCCUGGUGGGUGCAUCAAAGGCGAUCGGUGCAACUUCGAAGCCGAGCCGGAGCUCAGCGGCGCAGAGUCCAGUGUGCAGGGUGAUACAUUCUCUCCGCUGUCCCCUAACACUGGUUCCAUGUCGGAACAUGCGCCGGAACACAAAGACCCAAAGAAGAACUUCUACCCCGUGACAUGGCGAGUCGUAGGUGGUGGCGUCAUGAUGAGCGGCCAACGCGAGGUGUGCGAGAACUUCAUGGCAGGACGCUGUACCGAAGGCGCAGACUGUCGAUACGCCCACCCAGACACGAGCGAACCAGACUACGUCUUUCCCUACCCAGAAUUCCCGCCUAUGUAUAGCCCGCUUUCUCCCGGGCCACUCGUCUCCCCGGUCAUAUAUGCGUACCCUAUUAUGUAUCCGCCUAUCUCGCCGCCUCAGCCCUUCGCGCUGCCGGAA
Dichomitus squalens LYAD-421 SS1 is the source of this 465-nucleotide messenger RNA. RefSeq lists its product as uncharacterized. Gene Ontology annotation, molecular function: metal ion binding. The annotation marks the transcript as partial. The record is from RefSeq and is a predicted model, not a curated record. The transcript has 4 exons. Lineage: Eukaryota; Fungi; Basidiomycota; Agaricomycetes; Polyporales; Polyporaceae.